AUUCUGUACUCUCAACUUUAUUCAGUUUCUACAGUUAUUCAGUAAUACAUUCAUCCAUAUAUCCAAGUCAACAUGAAGCUGGUUAUGGAGAAACACCAUGAGUAUAUUUUCCUUACAAUUCUUCUCAUUUCUAUUCUUCAUCACACAUCUGCACAGUGGACCAGAAAUGCUGUUUACAUCAAAACCAAAAACAUGAGUGAAUCGUCCUACAGCAAGAGCGUGUUUACGAGUUUAUUUAAACCUGAUUUAAAGAAAUGUGGAGAAUACUGCCUCCAUUAUCAGUCUAGGAUAGGUUCGCAGAGAUGUAAUGCAUUCGCAUUCGAUAAAUCAAGUAGUACUUGUGAUUUGGCAGCCAUUACGUUCUUAGAAAAUCCAGAGGUGGCAGGUUCAGAAAAAGAGAUAUUUGUAAAUUUCGAUGAUGCAGACACGCUAGACAUGAUCUGCAGGAAUAGUUUUAAAUUUCUGCAAUCAAGAAAUUAUACAGUUG
Eurytemora carolleeae is the source of this 487-nucleotide messenger RNA. RefSeq lists its product as uncharacterized. The annotation marks the transcript as partial. Lineage: Eukaryota; Metazoa; Arthropoda; Copepoda; Calanoida; Temoridae. The transcript has 6 exons. The record is from RefSeq and is a predicted model, not a curated record.